This is a messenger RNA of Pseudophryne corroboree (corroboree frog), 3249 nucleotides long. RefSeq names its product thromboxane A synthase 1 (gene TBXAS1). The coding region runs from base 131 to 1717 and encodes 528 amino acids. Gene Ontology annotation, molecular function: oxidoreductase activity, acting on paired donors, with incorporation or reduction of molecular oxygen; heme binding; iron ion binding. The transcript is spliced from 14 exons. Lineage: Eukaryota; Metazoa; Chordata; Amphibia; Anura; Myobatrachidae. The record is from RefSeq and is a predicted model, not a curated record.
GCGGCACUCGUGCUCCGCACAGUGGUGGGACAGCGCAUUACAGGCCAGUUCUCUAUGAACAAUUAUUAUAGAGCAAGUUGCAGACGGGCUCCUGUCGGUGUGUGGCAGGGUCUGACGGGACAGAGGAGACAUGGAGGAAGCCUGGAUGGAGAAAGUGGACUGCUGCAGCGUCACCUGGGCGCUCGUUGCUGGGCUUCUGGGUCUGCUAUACUGGUACUCUGUGUCUGCGUUCUCCCAGCUGCGGGAAAUGGGGAUAAGACAUCCUAAGCCCGUUCCUCUCAUCGGGAACGUUCUGCUCUUCCAGAAGGGAGUCUGGGAUGGCACAAGUGAAAUCCUGCGGACGUAUGGACCAAUCACUGGGUAUUACAUGGGGAGGCGUGCAGUGGUGCUCUUAUCAGACCCCGAGUCCGUCAAACAGGUCCUGCAGAAAGACUUUGCAAACUUCACCAACAGGAUGAAGCUGAACCUGGCCACUAAGCCUAUGAGUGACAGCCUGCUGUGUCUCCGGGACGAGCAGUGGAAGCGAGUGCGCAGUGUUCUGACGCCAUCCUUCAGUGCAGCGCGCAUGAAAGAGAUGUGCCCCCUGAUAAACCAGGGCUGCGACGUGCUGGUCAGUAGCUUGCAGCGAUAUGCUGACUCUGGGGAAUCCUGCAACGUCCAAAGAUGUUACGCCUGUUACACGAUGGACAUUGUGGCCAGUGUAGCGUUCGGCACCAGAGUGGAUUCCCAGGAGGAUCCGGAUCACCCCGUGGUGCAGAACAGCAAAAAGUUUCUGGAGUUGUUCACCCCCUUCAAGCCGCUGAUCCUGCUGACAUUGGCAUUUCCGUCCAUCAUGAUCCCCAUCGCCCGUCUUCUACCCAAUAAGAACCGUGAUCAGAUAAACGGCUUCUUUCGCAAAUUCAUUAGGAAUAUGAUCGCUCAGCGAGACCAGCAGCCGGCUAACGAGAGACGACGUGAUUUUCUGCAGCUCAUGCUGGAAGCUCGAGACUCUGUUGCCCACGUGGGAGUGGAUCAUUUUGAUGUAGUGAACCAGGCUGACUUGGCAGCUCCGCAGAAAGGGAACGCCGACGAGCCCAGUAAGAAAACCAAAACACUCAACGAGGACGAGAUAUUAGGCCAGUCCUUCCUCUUCCUUAUUGCUGGCUACGAGACCACCUGCAGCCUCCUGUCUUUUGUCACUUACCUCCUUGUCGCCAACCCCGAGUGUCAGGAGACACUUCUUAGGGAAGUGGAUGAGUUUGCAGAAAAACACGAAAGCGCAGACUACAAUACGGUGCACGAUCUUCCGUACAUGGAUAUGGUGGUCUCUGAGGCUCUGCGUAUGUACCCCCCUGCCUUCAGAUUUGCCCGGGAAGCAACUCAUGAUUACACAGUGAUGGGGUGCAAGAUACGAGCUGGCACGGUGGUGGAGAUACCGGUUGGGUGUAUCCAGAAUGAUCCCCAGUACUGGCCGGAUCCUGAGAAAUUCCGUCCCGAGAGGUUCACCGCCGAAGAGAAACUGAAGCGUCACCCUUUCUCCUACCUUCCAUUUGGGGCAGGUCCCCGCAGCUGUAUCGGAAUGAGACUUGCCAUAUUGGAAGCUAAAAUUACCUUGUUCCGGAUUCUGCAGAAGUUUCGCUUUGAGAAGUGUCCCCAAACUCAGAUCCCGCUCCAGGUCACCACCGUGUCCACGCUGCGGCCUAAGAACGGAGUGCAUGUGAAAAUCGUGGCUCGCUAACACCUAAUCCUACCAAUGACGGCAAACCAGGCCCUACAUCAAGUCCAACGCGUUUACAUCCAGCAUCACCACCAAUGACGUAGUCACCGGUAUCUGCAUUGCGGUGAAUGUAUUGCAAACCCGAAAUGUGAAUCUGCGGAAAAACGGUGAUGGGUUGCUCCCUUGUUAAGGACUCUCACCGUUACAAAACAUGGAGGCAUCAGCUUGGCGGCGGCAUUAUGCACCGGGAGCCGCCACGUAGCGCACUACUGUAAUUCUAUUACGUGCCCUAUGCGUCAGGACCCAGAAGCAGCCGCCCUAGGAUAAUUACUGCGUUAUCCUCUUCCCAACCAGUGCAUUAUUAUUACAUGAUACUUAGCCCAAUGUGGAUUCUCCUUUCCCGGUUCUCUGUCGCUGUGGUGGGAGACGCUGGGGAAUGGGUGGGAGACAUGCGGCGGAGACUGGAAAGAUCACUGUAGAUUAUUACAUAGCACAUCGGUGUCAUGUUCCCCAAAUUAUCAGUACACCACGGUAUCUAGGACUAAUACUGAAAUGUAGAUGCUAGAAUCAAGUGGGCUAAUGGACCUUUUCCGUUUGGGGGAGGAGUCACAACACAAGGGGGAGGAGCAAGGCCAGCGGGAUAGUUCCUCUACUAUCCACGCCACCAACUAUUACCUUUAGUAAUCAGGUGGCGAGCGGAGCGGAGCGAGCCCGAAGCGUGGCGAGCGUACUUUUCGGGUACCCUGUUCGCCCGUAGCUCCUCCCCCUGGUGACGUGUCUCCUCCCCUAGAUACGUCAGAAGGUCCCUUCUGCCACUCCGAAAUAGAAUCAACCAAUACUGAAAGUUGUGUAAAGUGAUUGUCGUCACCUUGUUACAGAAGAAAUCCCCGUCAGUAUAAUCUUCUAUUCCAAACCUCUUGUAGCAAUUUGGGGCCUAAUUAAAGGGGCUAUAAUCUGUUUUUUUUUCUUCUAUUUUGUAUAAUACAAUAGAUGAAUGUUAUAUAUGCUUGGUAUAGGAAUUUUAGUUUUACACAGAGUAGAGUUGCCAUUGUUUCCCUUCUGUAUCACCUCCCCCCAGAGCUCUAGGGAUCUUCUCACAAUACAAUAGGUGAAGGCAAGGAACUCAUCCCUGGAAUUCUAGUUCAUUAGAUUGUGAGCUCUGCAGGGCAGAGUUCUCACAUAUGCAAUUGUUUGGAUUUACCCAGUAUGUCCCUGCAUGAUGUACGCCCCGUUAUUCCACGCAGUCAUGUGCUCUGGAGACAUGCAAAUCCACAAGUGCAACCAAUAGGAUGUUGGCCGACUACAACAGCCCCUGAACGCUGUUACAUUAUUGGUUGCUAUGGGUUACUGCACGAUACUCUUUGUACCAUGGAAGCCGGGCCGUCCCUUAUUAUAAUGUACAGGUAUCGUAUCACAUCUAUACUGUGUUCCGGUUACUUAAUGGAGAACCUAAUCCUGAAACGUCCAGUGUCAGACAGGGCGACAUCUUCUGCAGAUUCUUCAGCCGUUCAUGUAAAUAGAGAUUUUUAGAAAUAAAGUUUAAUGAAGCUUUC